This is a messenger RNA of Coccidioides immitis RS, 1772 nucleotides long. Its product is annotated as ribose-phosphate diphosphokinase. NCBI's taxonomy places the organism in Eukaryota, Fungi, Ascomycota, Eurotiomycetes, Onygenales, Onygenaceae. The transcript is spliced from 5 exons. Gene Ontology annotation, biological process: purine nucleotide biosynthetic process; 5-phosphoribose 1-diphosphate biosynthetic process; ribonucleoside monophosphate biosynthetic process. Gene Ontology annotation, molecular function: ribose phosphate diphosphokinase activity; magnesium ion binding. Gene Ontology annotation, cellular component: ribose phosphate diphosphokinase complex; cytoplasm. The record is from RefSeq and is a predicted model, not a curated record. Bases 92 to 1621 code for a protein of 509 amino acids.
CACCUACGUCCCGAGUAUGUUCAUGAACUGUCUCCUUGACUAGCGUUGAUGAUAUCGGUUGCCCGUUUCUUUUGAUGCCCAUCAAUUAAAAAUGCGGGGCGUUCAGAUAUUCUCCGGCACCUCUCACCCCGCCCUCACGGAGGCCAUCUGCGAGCGGCUGGGAACCGUCCCUGCGAAAUGCGAACUGCGGAAAUUUAGCAAUGGCGAGACCUGUGUGAAUAUCGGUGUAUCGGUGCGAAAUCAGGAUGUCUUCAUUGUCCAGAGUGGAAGCAGCAAGAUCAAUGAUAGCGUGAUGGAACUGCUGAUCAUGAUCUCGGCAUGCAAGGGCGGAUCGGCGAAGUCAAUAACGGCUGUACUGCCAUACUUCCCUUAUUCGCGUCAAUCGAAGAAGAAGAGCCAUCGCGGAGCGAUUACAGCCCGAAUGCUUGCCAAUCUACUCUCGAUCGCUGGCGUAGACCAUGUUAUCACUGUGGACCUGCAUGCAUCCCAAAUGCAGGGGUUUUUCGGAAAACCGGUUGAUAACCUCUUUGCCGAAUCUUUGAUAGCACGGUGGAUUAGGAUAAAUGUUCCACGCUGGCAUGAAGCUGUGGUAGUUACGAAGAAUGCUGGAGGCAGCAAGCGUGUAACCUCACUGGCAGACGCAUUGAAACUGAACUUUGGCAUCGUUACGACAGACCGCAGACGGCAGAAGUAUAACCAAAAUUCCAUGACUGAUAGUGCCAUAUUCUUUGACUCAGUCGACCAUAACCUGGCAAAUGUCAGAAACGCGGAAUUCCAGCCACGGAAUGUCUCGCAUCGCGCGAGUUUACCCACUCGUCCUCGCCCUCAAGAUAUUAACCUUAAUUCAUCCUCCCUUCCCGACCCCUUUAUCGAUGCGCAACCUAACACUUUGGCAACCCUCCCUGAAGAGAGCAGAACACCACAAUCUGGAUUCGGAGAGGCCAGCCACGAUGAUGACGAUACGACGAAUGAAUAUACUGAUGAGCGUGCCCGUGAAGUUGUAACCGCGCGACUGGUCCAGGGUCAUUUAGUUGACGAUGACUACCCCUCGCCAAAUCUCUCCUCUACUGCAGCUUCGGUUUCCGGCUUAAAUGUUACCGUGGAGCGGACCGAGAUAUACGAUGGCGCUUCUCUCGAUCCAACUUCGGAGUCAGCAGUGUCUACACUAUCAUCCUUCCAACCGGAGCACGCCCUCGGUGGGUCCUUCGAUGCUGCCGCCUCUUCAGACGAAGAGGAUGGAAAAGCUCAAAAUUCUAACCAUGAGCGCACGAUCACCCUGGUUGGUGAUGUCAGGGACAAAACUGUCUUUAUUGUUGAUGAUAUGAUUGACCGCGCAGGAUCUUGGAUCGCGGCGGCAGAGACCGUUGUGAAAAAGGGUGGUGCGAACAAGGUAUACUGUAUCGCGACCCACGGUCUUUUCGGAGAAAACUCGCUUGAACAGAUGGAGCGGUGCGAUUGCAUUGACUACGUCGUCAUAACAAAUACGUUCCCCAUUGAUCCGCAAAGGGCUAGAAGGAUGAAGAAACUGGUUGUUCUGGACGUAUCUGCACUGUUGUCAGAGAGCAUCCGGCGCCACCACUACGGAGAGAGUAUCUCUUCUCUCUUUGAGUUGCGCGACUAGAAUUUAAAGCAUUGGGAGAGGAUGCGCCGCAUUUGCGUGUCGAUACCUCCGGCAGUUGACCCAAAGCAACGGAAUGAUUUGUAGCUAUAUUACGAUUCCUAAUUAUAUAUUCAUACUAUUGGUAGCGAGAAAUCAUUUUAUCAACUUUCUG